AUGACACGACGUGCUGCCAGCGAACGCGGUAGCAAGACCCAGCAGAGGGCAGCGCAGAAAAACGCGACUUCCAGCGGUUCCACCACCGAGGAUACAAUACACCUCACCAACUCCAUUGCACCCUCGGAGAGCAACGAUCCAGAGGCAACCUUCUCCUCUGCGUCUGACGACGACGACUCGGACGACGAUUUUGCACAGCAGCCGGGUGCGAGGCGGAAGCGAAAGCGCGACGGUGACACCCCAAAGUCUUCAAAAUUGUCGAAGUCUGCUGCUAGUACUGGUUCUUCAGCAGGGAAAAAACCUCCUCGAAAAAAGGCAAAGGGAACGGGGAAGGAGGAGCACUUGACUUUGAACCUGAGCAAUCUUUGGGAGGUGACGUUCGAUAUUCUACACGAGAUCUUUUCCUACCUAAGCCCCCUGGACCUCCUGAAUAUCGCACUGUCGAACAAAGCCAACAAAGCAUUUCUGUAUUCGCUCAACUGCAAAUCCAUCUGGAAAGCCGCGAGGAGAAAUUUCCCUGGACUUCCGGAGUGCCCUGAGGAUAUGACGGAGUUUCAGUACGCGUUUUUGGCGUUUGGGAAGGAGUGUUUUAUAUGCGAGAAGAAAGCGCCGAAGAAACCAUAUACCGUCUGGGCGGCGCGCAAGCGCUUCUGCUCAGCAUGCCUGAACCAGAACUUCGAAACAGCGCGCCUAUACGGACAUCCACGAUACUCACACCACGCGGAUAUAGCACCUCUGCUAAAAUUUCUCCCUACCGUAACUCUAUCCAACGGUAUUGCCUACACCUGCCGCGACACAGCCCGCCGAUGGGUUUCAAUGCGUUCAAAUUCUUCUAAUGCUAGUAAAAAGGCGUGGGUCAAGACUAUGGUUGCAAAAUGGUCUGUGAUCAAUGAGCAUGCCAAAGCCUGUGAGGUUUGGGAGCAGCAGUGUCUGGAUGAAGUCGACGAGAUGAAGAAGAAUAACUUUGAUGCGCGUGUUGAUGCAUUACUUGACCGCCUUGAAGCAACGGGUUGGCAGGCUGAAGUCCGGGACAUCAAAACUGUCAACAGGCCAGUACGUAGGCGGAUGUUCUGUCAUGAGCCCCUCAUCCAGAAGAUUUUUCAAAAAGACCUCACACAGCGAAUUUUCCAAACCCAAAGCACGGCUCUUGCAGCGCUCAUGCAAAGCUACAGGGCGCAAAUGCAUCUCCGAAUGCGAAGGGAGCUACUUGUAGCCCGAAUCCCACAUCUAAACAAUGCUGUCAAAGCCUUCACUGCAACCGUGCCGCCAAACGAAGUCACCCCGACGGUAGGCAAUUUCUUCACACAUAAAGAAGUCCUGGACUUUGUCAUCAACACUCCAAGCAUCACGAACGCCGCCGACUUUACGCCGCUUUUUGAACGGCUACCAGCUCUCGUCCAGGAGCUCAGGAAGCUCAUGAAAGAAAAAUUGUUGACCAUGGUGGGUAUGACAGCUGGUGAUUUCGCUGCGGACCCUGCGGUAGUCCUCGAGCUCGCAACAACAAUCUUCCAGUGCAGGGACUGCGAAUUUGGGGACGCACAAAGGGCGAGCCUGAUGCGCUACCCGCGUGUGCUCGCGCACCACCACGCAGUGAACGAAGAGUGUCGGCGGCCUAUUCAAGAGAAGGACGUUGAAGUGCUCUGGGAAGUGACGGGUGCUAUGCCGUGGAAUCAAACUGGGGUUGUUAAGUUCGAUAUGUACGCUGCGGUGAUUAUGAGGAGUGUGAUAGAGCACUGCGGCUUGGAUCCGAAGACGACAACGAAGGAGAGAAUGGAUGAGUUAGACCCGAUUGUUGAGUGUUUGACAUGUAAUAACUUGGAGGAAGGGAGGAAGGUUAUGCGGUGGGAUGUGGUGCCUCGGCAUUUCAACAAGGAGCAUAAAUACGUUAAUCUGUCAGGUGCUGUGAGGAUUGCAAUUUUAAAAGGUGAAGAUGCAGAGACGAUCAGAGCCAGAUUGAACGAAGAAGAAGAGCUCACGCGUGCAGCGGCCGACUACGAAGGUUUGGCUUGCGCUCAAUGUUUCAAGCAUGGCAAUACCGCCACCCUCAGAAGGCAUCUUAUCAAAGAGCAUGGUCUCGACAAGUCGUCUGUUAAAGAUAAUAUUGUGGUGAGGAUUGACUCGAACUCGGUUCAAAAGCAAUUCUGUGCAUGGCCCCCACGAAAAGAGGUCAAACUUGAUGAAGGAAAAUUGGUAGUGAGACCAAAAAAAUAUUGA
Psilocybe cubensis is the source of this 2214-nucleotide messenger RNA. RefSeq lists its product as uncharacterized. The transcript has 10 exons. The coding region runs from base 1 to 2214 and encodes 737 amino acids. Lineage: Eukaryota; Fungi; Basidiomycota; Agaricomycetes; Agaricales; Agrocybaceae. Gene Ontology annotation, molecular function: protein binding. The record is from RefSeq and is a predicted model, not a curated record.